UUGUUUGGAAAAACCUCAACUACUACUAUGCAAAAAACAAGCACGCGAUUGAUCUCAAAAGCGUUGAAAUCGUGUUAACUGAUCGGUUGGGAAGUGUUUCUCUUGUUUUUGUUCAUAUUCAUCUCUCCCCCGCUCCCCUUUAACCUUCAAAAAAGAAAACCCAGAAAAGUUAUAGCAAGUAAAGCAAGUUAAUGAAGUCGCCGGCGUCGUUUCACUCGUUCGGGAGUAGUAGUAAUUACAGCCGUUCAUUUGACUUGCCGGAGGACUAUGAUGGCAGUGAUGAGUACGGCGUUGGUGGAGCAAUGUUGCCUAUUUUCCUCAGCGAUUUACAGAGGAAUAACGGGCAAGAACUCGUCGAAGUCACGCUGGAGCUGGAGAACGACUCCAUUGUGUUCUGUAGCGUGGCGCCGCCGCCUCCGGGUACUCCUUCGAUUGUUCCGGACGAGAGGGAGGCCUCGGUGGCUGGUUCGUCGGGAAUUUUAGCUAGAAGCCUAUCGGCGACAUCGAGGAUACGGAGGAAGUUCGCUUGGUUGAAGUCGGGAUCGUCGUCGAGAGCUUCGUCGACGGUGGAUAACGAUCAGGACCGUCGGAUCACGGCUCGCGACGAGAGGAGGAUCAAGGCGAAGCUCCAACGAACGAAAUCGAGCGCCGAGCGAGCGUUGAAAGGGCUGAGGUUCAUCAGCAGGAACACCGGUGCAAAUGACGCGGAGGAGAUGUGGAAACGAGUUGAGUCGAGGUUCCAGACGUUAGCUAAAGACGGAUUCCUUGCGAGAGAAGAUUUCGGUGAAUGCAUAGGCAUGGUGGAUUCAAAGGAUUUCGCAGUCGGCAUAUUCGAUGCACUAGCGAGAAGAAGAAGACAGAGAAUCCAGAAAAUCACAAAAGAAGAGCUUCGCGAUUUUUGGUUACAGAUAUCAGAUCAGAGCUUCGACGCGCGUCUUCAGAUUUUCUUCGACAUGGCUGACAGCAAUGAAGAUGGUAGAAUCACAAGGGAAGAAGUACAAGAGCUCAUAAUGCUGAGUGCUUCAGCCAACAAGUUAUCCAAGCUGAAAGAACAAGCUGAAGAGUAUGCUUCACUUAUCAUGGAAGAACUAGAUCCCGAGAAUUUUGGGUACAUUGAGUUAUGGCAAUUGGAAACUCUACUCUUACAAAGGGAUACAUACAUGAACUACAGCAGACCACUUAGCACAGCGAGUGUAGGUUGGAGUCAGAACCUAAGUUCUCUCAGACCCAAAAACAUGUUCCGAAGAGUUUGCUUUAAACUCCGGUGUUUGCUAUUGGAAAACUGGAGAAGGGGAUGGAUUUUGUUGCUUUGGAUAAUGGCAAUGGCUACCCUUUUCGUAUGGAAAUUCAUGCAGUACAGAAACAGGGCUGCAUUUCAAGUCAUGGGGUAUUGUUUAUGUACCGCCAAAGGUGCUGCCGAGACACUCAAGCUCAACAUGGCUUUGGUUCUUCUACCUGUUUGUCGAAACACAUUGACCUGGCUUCGUUCGACCGGAGCAAGAUCCUUCGUCCCUUUCGACGACAGCAUUAAUUUCCACAAGACAAUUGCGUGUGCAAUAGCCUUUGGGGUCUUGGUUCAUGCAGGAAGCCAUUUAGCUUGUGAUUUCAUCCGCCUGACCGAUGCCCCUCCCGAGAAAUUCGCUCUCAUAGCCUCUGAUUUCAGUCACGGCAAGCGACCGACGUAUACGGAGCUUUUGAUCGGUAUUCUAGGCGUGACGGGGAUCGCCAUGGUGAUUCUCAUGGCCAUUGCAUUUAUAUUAGCGACGAGUCACUUCCGGAAGAACGUUCUGCGAUUCCCUGCACCGUUCAAUAGAUUGACAGGAUUCAAUGCUUUCUGGUACUCUCAUCACCUUCUAGGUCUCGUGUACAUUUUGCUGGUGAUCCAUGGGACAUUCUUGUACUUGGCACAUCAGUGGUAUCAGAGAUCGACAUGGAUGUACAUUUGUGUUCCAUUGCUGCUUUACAUAGGGGAGCGUAGUGUAAGAACAAGUAGAGCAGAACAUUAUUCAGUAAAAAUAUUAAAGGUUUCAGUACUACCCGGAAAUGUCUUCAGCAUCGUCAUGUCGAAACCGCAAGGAUUCAAGUACAAAAGUGGGCAGUACAUAUUCUUACAGUGUCCAUCAAUCUCCCCAUUUGAAUGGCAUCCAUUUUCUAUUACCUCGGCACCAGGAGACGAGUAUCUUAGCGUUCAUAUCCGGACGGUUGGAGACUGGACUCGGGAACUGAAACGGGUUUUCACCCAAGUUAACGACUCGCCUUUUGUCAUUGGCCGAGCUAGAUUCGGUGGCCUUGGAUAUAUUGAUCACAACUGCCAACCUAAGUUACUCGUCGAUGGUCCGUACGGGGCUCCGGCACAAGACUACCGGAAUUAUGAUGUUCUCCUCCUCGUGGGUCUAGGAAUCGGAGCUACCCCUUUCAUAAGCAUCCUUAGAGAUCUCUUAAACAACUCAAGACCAGAAGACCAAAUGGAUACAACAGAAAUGAGUAGAUCAGAUGAUAGCUGGAACAGUCUAGCGUCUUCGAAUUACACGGCGAAUUCAAGUUUGUCUGUCAGUGGAAAGAAGAAGUCACCGAGGACUCAAAACGCUCAUUUCUACUGGGUCACAAGGGAACCAGGGUCAUUCGAAUGGUUUAAAGGAGUAAUGGAUGAAGUUGCAGAAAUGGACCACAAAGGUCAAAUCGAGCUGCACAACUACCUGACAAGUGUUUAUGAAGAAGGGGAUGCAAGAUCAACCUUGAUAACUAUGGUCCAAGCUUUAAACCAUGCUAAACAUGGUGUUGACAUCUUAUCAGGCACCAGGGUAAGGACUCAUUUUGCAAGGCCCAACUGGAAAGAAGUCUUCAGAAAAAUAGCUUCAAAACAUCCUCAUGCCACAGUAGGAGUGUUCUACUGUGGGAUGCCAAUGUUGGCAAAGGAAUUGAAGAAGCUAUCAAGUGAACUGAGUCACAAGACAUCGACAAGGUUCGAGUUCCAUAAGGAAUAUUUCUGAGUUUUCCCCAAUUGCAUCAAUGGAAGUACAUACAUGUCAACCUGCUUAUUCGUUUUUGUAACUAAUUCAUAUAGUAUUCAAAGAAAAUAUAGGCUGAGAUAUAUAAACAUAUUGUA
This is a messenger RNA of Hibiscus syriacus, 3106 nucleotides long. RefSeq names its product respiratory burst oxidase homolog protein E-like. Gene Ontology annotation, cellular component: plasma membrane. Bases 192 to 2990 code for a protein of 932 amino acids. NCBI's taxonomy places the organism in Eukaryota, Viridiplantae, Streptophyta, Magnoliopsida, Malvales, Malvaceae. The record is from RefSeq and is a predicted model, not a curated record. The transcript has 14 exons. Gene Ontology annotation, molecular function: peroxidase activity; NAD(P)H oxidase H2O2-forming activity; calcium ion binding.